This is a messenger RNA of Neodiprion virginianus, 1428 nucleotides long. Its product is annotated as protein TSSC4. The transcript has a single exon. NCBI's taxonomy places the organism in Eukaryota, Metazoa, Arthropoda, Insecta, Hymenoptera, Diprionidae. The record is from RefSeq and is a predicted model, not a curated record. The coding region runs from base 613 to 1395 and encodes 260 amino acids.
GGGCGCCGUGAUAACGCAACUCUCCAUCAGAGAAAAACCUUCUCCAUUAAGCAUUAACUCCAUAAGCUCAGCCCUCGAGACCGUCUUAUCUUCACAGUGGCUCCAAGGCAAUGCUUCAAGGUAUCUGAGCGACAUCUGGUACGGAACUGGACAAACUAGUAAGUUGCAGAAACUGGCAACAAAAUUUCCACUGACAAUGAACGCUGGUCGUGUCCUGUAUUGAAGACCUUGUUCUGAUUGAGUUAUCUCUCAAGAAUUCUCGCAGCGCAUUUUGCGAGACGCUCAAUUUUGAAAGUGACGAGUAUUCUAUCGAUCCGAUAUUUGAUAAUGUGUGCUUGAUGUGUGCAUUGUGUGUUGACGCCCUUUGAUUGUGCUUACGGUUACACUAGUUGGCACAAUCACUUCGCGUGUUGAGCAAAGCAUGAUCAAUUGACAACAAACGCUCUUGCUUUGGCCUAGGUCCGCAACCCGUGGGAACAAUAUUAAUCACUUUUGCAAAACUUGAAUCAAUCUCCGUCACAGGGUGUAUGAAUCGACGGGGUUGUAUAACUAAUUAAAGAUAAUCUGGGACAUCAAGAUUGAUAUUACGAAUGUGUACACAUCACAUUAAGAAUGCACAUGUCGAAUAAAUUUAUGUUGUAUGGAGGUGAUGGGGCUUUUGCUGAUAGGCAAAAGAAAUUGUUUGAUCAGUUGUCAAUUGCUGAAAAAGAAUGCAAUAGGGGAAGAAAUAUUGACAAUACCAAUGUGCCAAUGGAUAUUCAAUCUAUAAAUGUAGAUGAACAUCAUCCUCUUCGGAUGGGUAGAAAACGUAAGAACGAAACAAGGCAGUUUCGUGGGAAGGAAAGUAUCUUCAAAAGGCCAGAAGGUCCGGCACCCUGCAAUAAAUCUCGCAGCAUUCCGGAUCACCACAGAAAUCCUCAUAAAUGGGUGAAGUACAGCUUAGAUGAUGUUUCCAGUGACGAUAUGACUGAUUGUAGCAAUGCUAGGACUGCCUUUGCUUUUCUUAAAGAGCUAAAGGCUCGAAAAGCUAAAGAAAACCUAGAAAGCAAGAGGUGCUCGGACUCGUCAAUGGAUUGCAGCGACAAAGAUGAGCCUGCUGGUUCCCAAGGUAUAAGCUUCAAAAAACCGAAACAAAUCACAAGCAUUAAAUACCAAAAGCCAGAUACAUUUGACCAAAAAUAUCGCACUCCUUGUGAUGCUACAGUAAUUAUCGAACAUGAGGAAAAGCCAAUGUUUCGUAGUAGUAAGGUUGUUAUGCCGGAAUAUGUUGUUGGUCAGAAACAGAAGAAGAAGGAUAAGGAAAAGCGAGCAGCUGUGAGAGUGAAAGUUGAUCGUACGAAGGAAUUGAAAUUAAAGCAUUUGCAAGAAUUUGACGAGGAGGAUGAUCAAAUCUGAGAUUAUUUUUGCAAUAAAUUAUAUUUAUACUUA